This is a messenger RNA of Daktulosphaira vitifoliae (grape phylloxera), 569 nucleotides long. RefSeq names its product leucine-rich repeats and immunoglobulin-like domains protein 2. The record is from RefSeq and is a predicted model, not a curated record. The annotation marks the transcript as partial. The transcript has 2 exons. Lineage: Eukaryota; Metazoa; Arthropoda; Insecta; Hemiptera; Phylloxeridae.
UUUACUGAAUCAUUGUACAUAAUUUUAAAGGAUAACGUUGAUAUAGAAAGUAUAAUUAAUGAACGAUCCGAUGAACCACAUUAUAAACAAACUGACCGUGGGCUCAAAAUUUAUGAAUUGAGCAUAUUGGACACCGGCAAAUAUACUUGUACAAACUCGAAUCAAGAUUCAUAUUCAUUAAAUUUAGUUGUUGCAUUUGCACCUCAUUUUAUUGUUGAAAAACCAGAGGAAAUUCUCGUUAAAAAAAAUGAAAUGGUUUUGCUUGAUUGUAUGGUAAAGGGGUAUCCUAGUCCAAAAAUAUUUUGGACAAGAGAUGGAAUGGUUUAUCCUAUUACAAUUUGGACUUUGAAAAAUGUAGAAUUUCUAAAUGAAAAACAACAAAUUCUUAUAAAAGAAGUAAACUUAUCACAUGAAGGAAUUUAUAAAUGUGUAGCCAAAAAUAGAUUAGGAAUUGAACAUCGAAAAUUUUUACUAAAAGUCUAUUAAAACAUUUGUGAAUAUAAAAAUAUUUAAUUAUAAUUUAGGUCAAUUUUGUAAAAAUAUUUUAUGUAAAUAAAAACAAAAUGAAA